Molecule: messenger RNA, 1995 nt
Organism: Volvox carteri f. nagariensis
Lineage: Eukaryota; Viridiplantae; Chlorophyta; Chlorophyceae; Chlamydomonadales; Volvocaceae
Exons: 10
Coding region: 102-1925 (607 amino acids)
Biological process (GO): microtubule anchoring
Cellular component (GO): cytoskeleton
Molecular function (GO): microtubule binding
Source: RefSeq, a predicted model, not a curated record
AACCGCCGCUGGCGGUGCCACGCACAGUGGCGCCGCAGCUACAGCCACAGGCAUCGCCGCACCCGUCGAAUCAGGCGUCACCGCAGCUGCCGGGUCCCCCGAUGGCUGCGAUAGAUAAUCAUCGGCAAGGAACUGAGCCUCACUCUCAUCCUCACCCUCACCCCCAUCCGCACCUUCGACAUCAAUCAUCCUCGCCUCAGCGACCUCGGGCUGCACUGGUGCACCAGCGCCGUCACGUGGACCCCCUGGAGCUGUCGCUACGACUCCAGGAGCUCGUGGCGCUGUUCGGCCGGGAGACAGCCUACGUGGGCGUGCAGCGCCACCCUGAACUGCUGGAUCGCGACCCACGGGACUUGGCAUCGCGCGCCGUACAGCUCCUGACAGCGAUCGACCCACGGGUCGCGGGCCCGUUAGCGGCGGCUGUCGCCGCUGCUACGCCACCCAGCUGUGCCCCCGCACGGCCCCUGGCUCGCCUGCUUGAGGACGCCCCGGGGGUCCUGGACCUGGAGCUCGGGGAGGUUCGGAGGCGGCUGCAGGAGCUGUCCGUGGCGCUGAGUUGGAGUUCGGAGCAGGUCGCCCAGUUGGCGUUACACGACCCCUGUGUGUUGCUUCGGGACCCCUCCCAAUGCCGCGAGAACAUCUUUCGGUUGCGGCUCUACUCGUUAAGGAGAGCCGCAACCUGGGUGCAGGGCGAAAACGGCCCGGGCCGGCGCAGUAAGGUAGCUGUGGCGACACCGGAGGCUCCGGCAGCAGCUGCAGCAGCGGCCGCCGCGGCGGCGGUGCCACCGGCGGCGGGUGCCCUAGGCCGGGAAUUGGAUUCGGAGCUGCUGUCCUUGGUGUCGCGGAUAUUGACUGUCAGUGAGGAGGUUAUAGACCGGUUUGAAUAUUUGGUGCUGACGGGGGAGCGCAGUGAUGCGUCCGUGAGGAUGUUGGUGUACGAGAGUAGGUCGCGGGCGCGCUCAACACGAAAGACUCAUGGUUGCCAGGCGUGCAGCCUAGCUGGAUCCUGCGAUUGCUGCCCUAAUUGGUGUCAUAUAUGCAAUGUCGCGAAGUGUCGCGUACAUAGAGCUUCGAAGUGGACGGACGAUGCGUUGAACACGCAAUACAAGCGGGACUACCCGCCAAAGCAUUCCGAUGUCGAGAAGCGGGUUCCAGGGCCUCCGCCCAUGGACAGCAUGCCCUUCUACGGGGUUACCACGCAGCGCGCAGACUACACCCCUAAAAAAGGCCGAUCAGCAUCUGCACGUCCAGCCGACGUGCCAAUUCCGUACAGUCCUUUGGAUGAUAGAACGACCUACAAUGUCCAGUUCCCUGCAAAGCGCGCAGACCUUGAACAACCCCCCCAGCCGGUGUAUCCAAACAUGACCGCGCCCUUCGUCGGCGCCAGCACAUACGAUACCGACUAUGUGAAGAAGAAGGUCCGUCUUGAUGAUGCAACCGAGUACCGGGAUGAGUUUUAUCGAAAGCCGUUACUGUCGCGAUCGCCGCGCGCGUCGCGGCCGCUACUGCCAUCAAGCCACGUGCCCACAAUCACGACGUACGGCCAUGACUAUGUGCCGAAGCCGUUUGAGGAGCGCGAGCGGUUAAACUGCUGCGACGACGACACACACCCCGCUGGGCACCUCUGGAUGAAGGCGUUGUGCCGCGCUCGGCCAUGGACGACAUCACUCUGCAUCGCAUUGGCAUUUAGGAACGCUGAGCAGAGCGGACAACCAGAGAGGGUGGUGUCCAAGCACCUGAAGAGCUCUGGUUCGCCAGAUCGUGAAGUAGAGGGCCUUACCCGUGUACACUGUAAAGGAUUAAGCCCGGCCAGGCUGUAUCCUGACUUUGCGAUUGGGCAGCGUGCGCGUAAUAAGAUGAGCUCGGGUCGUUUUAGCAUAUUGUGGCGUUUGACGCAAUCGGAUUUCUCAGUAAUCAUGUUCUAAACGAGGAACUUUUCCAUUUUUUUUCAAGUUACACUUAUAAUUAUUUCCUCUUGUAAUGACUUUUGUGUAU